This is a messenger RNA of Salarias fasciatus (jewelled blenny), 2659 nucleotides long. It is a transcript of the gene cul5b, whose product is annotated as cullin 5b. The transcript has 19 exons. Gene Ontology annotation, cellular component: cullin-RING ubiquitin ligase complex. NCBI's taxonomy places the organism in Eukaryota, Metazoa, Chordata, Actinopteri, Blenniiformes, Blenniidae. The coding region runs from base 1 to 2388 and encodes 795 amino acids. The record is from RefSeq and is a predicted model, not a curated record. Gene Ontology annotation, biological process: ubiquitin-dependent protein catabolic process. Gene Ontology annotation, molecular function: ubiquitin protein ligase binding.
AUGGCGACGUCUAAUUUGCUAAAGAACAAAGGCUCUCUUCAGUUUGAGGAUAAAUGGGACCUGAUGCGUCCCAUAGUGUUGAAGCUCCUGCGGCAGGAGUCCGUCACAAAGCAACAGUGGUUUGACCUGUUUUCAGACGUCCAUGCUGUUUGCCUGUGGGAUGAUAAAGGUCCAGCGAAGAUCCACCAGGCCCUUAAAGAGGACAUCCUAGAUUUCAUUAAACAAGCACAAGCGCGGGUGCUGAGUCACCAGGAUGACACAGCGUUGCUGAAAGCCUACAUUGUGGAAUGGAGGAAGUUCUUCACGCAGUGUGACAUCUUGCCCAAACCUUUCUGCCAGCUAGAAAUCACUCUGAUGGGCAAACAAGGAAGCAACAAGAAGUCCAAUGUGGAGGACAGCAUUGUGCGCAAGCUCAUGCUGGACACAUGGAACGAGUCCAUCUUCUCCAAUAUCAAAAACAGGCUACAAGACAGUGCCAUGAAGCUCGUGCAUGCUGAGAGGCUGGGAGAGGCUUUCGACUCCCAGCUGGUUAUUGGAGUGCGAGAGUCUUACGUGAACUUGUGCUCCAACCCUGACGACAAGCUGCAGAUCUACAGGGACAACUUUGAGAAGGCGUACAUGGACUCCACUGAGCGGUUUUACAGAACACAGGCGCCGGCCUACCUCCAGCAGAACGGGGUUCAAAACUACAUGAAAUAUGCCGACUCCAAGCUGAGGGAAGAGGAGAAACGUGCGCUGCGAUAUCUGGAGACAAGACGCGACUGUAAUUCUGUACAAGCUCUAAUGGAGUGCUGCGUCAACGCGCUAGUAACGUCAUUCAAGGAGACCAUCUUAGCCGAGUGCCCGGGCAUGAUCAAACGAAAUGAGACAGAGAGUGAGUACGGCAGGACAGCUCCCGCCAGAGGCUCAGCCGGCUCAGAGCUGCAUCUGAUGUUCUCUCUGAUGGACAAAGUUCCCAGCGGCAUCGAACCCAUGCUGAAGGACCUGGAGGAGCACAUCAUGAGUGCCGGUCUGGCCGAUAUGGUGGCCUCAGCAGAGACGAUCACCUCUGACUCGGAGAAAUACGUGGAGCAGCUGCUCACCUUGUUCAACCGCUUCAGCCGGCUGGUGAAAGAGGCCUUUCAGGACGACCCGCGCUUCCUCACAGCCAGAGACAAAGCGUACAAAGCAGUUGUGAAUGACGCUACCAUAUUUAAGUUAGAGCUUCCGAUGAAACAGAAAGGGGUGGGAUUGAAAACUCAGCCAGAGUCCAAGUGUCCAGAGCUGCUCGCCAACUACUGUGACAUGCUGCUGAGGAAGACCCCACUGAGCAAGAAGCUCACCUCUGAAGAGAUUGAGGCCAAGCUCAAGGAAGUGCUUCUGGUUCUAAAGUACGUCCAGAACAAAGACGUCUUCAUGCGCUACCACAAAGCCCACCUGACCCGCCGGCUCAUCCUCGACAUCUCGGCAGACAGCGAGAUCGAGGAGAACAUGGUGGAGUGGCUCAGGGAAGUUGGAAUGCCGGCUGACUACGUCAACAAGCUCGCCCGAAUGUUUCAAGACAUCAAAGUGUCAGAGGACCUCAACCAGUCUUUCAAAGAAAUGCAUAAACAUAAUAAGCUGGCGCUGCCAGCCGACUCCGUCAACAUAAAGAUCCUGAACGCUGGGGCAUGGUCGAGGAGCAGCGAGAAGGUUUUCGUCUCUCUUCCUACAGAGCUGGAGGAUUUGAUACCUGAGGUAGAAGACUUCUAUAAGAAGAACCACAGUGGCAGGAAGCUGCACUGGCACCACCUCAUGUCCAACGGCAUCAUAACCUUCAAAAAUGAGGUGGGUCAGUAUGACCUGGAAGUGACCACCUUCCAGCUGGCCGUGCUCUUUGCGUGGAACCAGAGGCCGAGAGAGCGGAUCAGCUUUGAAAACCUCAAGUUGGCCACCGAGCUGCCCGACGCAGAGCUGCGGCGCACUCUCUGGUCUCUGGUGGCGUUUCCCAAACUCAAGAGGCAGGUGUUGUUGUACGACCCGGUGGUGUCUUCACCCAAAGACUUUGCAGAAGGAACACUAUUCUACGUCAACCAGGAGUUUUCUCUCAUAAAAAACUCAAAGGUUCAGAAAAGGGGGAAGAUCAAUCUGAUUGGUCGGCUGCAGCUCACCACAGAGCGAAUGAGGGAAGAGGAGAACGAGGGCAUCGUCCAGCUCAGGAUACUAAGAACACAGGAGGCCAUAAUCCAGAUAAUGAAAAUGAGGAAGCGCAUCAACAACGCCCAGCUACAGACGGAGCUGGUGGAGAUCCUAAAGAACAUGUUUUUACCACAGAAAAAGAUGAUCAAGGAGCAGAUCGAGUGGCUGAUAGAUCACAAGUACAUAAAGCGGGAUGAGACGGAUAUAAACACCUUCAUCUACAUGGCAUAGCACAGCACAUUAGGACGACUGGUGUUGACUGGUUUCAGUGGAUCAGGCCUGAUGGACACUAGAAUACUUCCAGGCUCCCCGUCCUCUAUUUAAAAAAUAAAAAAGGAAAAAAAAAUCAAUUCUUGCGCAGGGAGGCAUGAAUUUAAGACUGAGACCUAUUUAAAAAAAAAAAAAAAAGAAAAAAGUGGAACUUCCUGCCUUAAAGUUGUACAAAGAAAAAAAAAAAGAUGCAGUGGGAGUCUGCACCAAGUGGUCAUAUCUGUUUUUAGUU